CUGUCUCAAAUCUCAUCCUGCGCUGUCUCACUUGACACUCGGCCGUGAACAUGUUCAACCGCAAGGAACUGGGCGUCGUCGCCGCCCUUGGUCUGCUGGCUCAGGCCGCUCCCGCCCCGGCCCCGGUGCAGCCUCGCUCCGUGACGACUGCUGUCCUCGACAAGCUCGACCUUUUCGCCCAGUACAGUGCUGCAUCCUACUGCUCCUCGAACAUCGACUCCGCCGGUACAACCCUGACCUGCUCCGUCGGAAAUUGCCCGCUGGUCGAGGCUACCGGCGCCACGACCAUUGAUGAGUUCGACGAGAGCACAGACUUCGGUGAUGCGACGGGUUUCGUCGCCGUCGACCCAACCAACGAGGCGGUCGUGGUGGCCUUCCGUGGCAGCUCGGAUCUCGCGAACUGGAUCGCCGACCUGGACUUCGGCCUCACGUCCGUGAGCGACAUCUGUUCGGGCUGUGAAAUGCACAGCGGGUUCUACGAUGCGUGGAACACCGUCGGUGCCACGAUCACCGCGAAGGUCGAGGCCGCGAUUGCCGAGUACCCCGACUACUCGAUCGUCUUCACUGGACACAGCUACGGCGCUGCUCUGGCUGCCAUCGCCGCCACCGUGUUCCGUAACGCCGGAUACACCGUUGACCUGUACGACUACGGCCAACCCCGUAUCGGUAACCUUGCGCUGGCCGACUACAUCACGGACCAGGACAUGGGCAGCAACUACCGGGUCACCCACACAGACGACAUCGUGCCCAAGCUCCCGCCCAAGCUCCUGGGCUACCACCACUUCAGCCCCGAGUACUGGAUCACCAGCGCCAACGACGUGACCGUGACCGACUCGGACGUCGACGACAUCGUGGGGGUGGACUCCACCGAGGGCAACGACGGCACCUGGCUGGACAGCGUGUCUGCCCACAAGUGGUACUUCAUCUACAUCAGCGAAUGCUCUUGAGCCAUCCCCCCCUCCUAGCCCCCUAGCCCUACAUCCAUGGAUCCAUCCAUAUCCAUUACCUUAAUCGGCCCUCUGUGCGCUGCGCCCUAAUCCUAAUACCAAGCCUUCACCCUUCCUUCUUUCUCCCAUCCACCAACCGCACAAACAAUAAACAGGACCACCCUAGAUACCUAUUACUGUAC
Aspergillus heteromorphus CBS 117.55 is the source of this 1129-nucleotide messenger RNA. RefSeq names its product lipase family protein. Gene Ontology annotation, biological process: lipid catabolic process. The record is from RefSeq and is a predicted model, not a curated record. The transcript is spliced from 4 exons. Lineage: Eukaryota; Fungi; Ascomycota; Eurotiomycetes; Eurotiales; Aspergillaceae. Bases 51 to 947 code for a protein of 298 amino acids.